UGCCACGGGUGACUACUAACAGUGUAAAGGACAGAAACUGCUUCCCUGUUUCAGGACGUUUCGGAAGUCUUCGCUGUCAAGCAGGACAGAAAAAAUGGCUGACUCUGAUUUUAAUCAGUUUAAUAACCCUGAUUUAGACAAAAUAUUAUCUGAAAUUGGCUGGGAUUAUACCUUUGCUCUUCCUGAACUGAGCGAUGCCAACAGAGCUCUGCUGGAGGAGGUUUAUAAAGCUGAGAUGGAGGUUCUGCGACAGGAGAAUGAAAUUAAGAAAAUUAAAGAUAGACAGGAUCUUCUUAAUGAAAGCCUCCAGAGGAGUACACUACAGCUGGUUAACACUGAGACUCUGUUGAAGGCAAACGAAAAAGAGCUUGAGGUGACGAAGCAUCUGAAAACCCUGGCAGAGAGAGAGCAGGAGCGCUAUGGUCAGCUGACAGCUCUGGCCAACAAAGAGAUAAAGUCUUCAUACGAGAAGAUGGACAGGAUAGAGAAAAGCCAGCUAAAGGCAACACAGACUCUGGAGGAGCUGCGGCUUCAGAUGGACCUGGACCAACAGACCAUGGAGAACCUCUUAGUGGAGGCGGCUAAAAAGGAUGACGACUUAAUGGUCAUCAUGAAAUACACCCAAAUGGACGAGCAUAAGAUCAAGUCACUCUUUCUGAGUAUAGAGAAGAAGACUCUGGAGGUCAAAGAAAACCGCAAAGCACUUGACAGAGAGCUAACAGAGACUAGGUCUGCGCAGCUAGCGUUGGAUAAGACCAUAGAGAAUAUACAGCAAGCUCGCGCUGAGAUCCAGCACCUCUUCCACCUGUGUGAAAACACCAUCAAGCAGAAAAAGCAACUCGACUCAGACAUGGAGCGAUGCUCACUUAAAAUCGCUCAGGGCAGGCAGACAACCAGGGAAAAGAACACCUGUGUUGCAGAAAUGAAGCACAAGCUGGACACGGAGAGGAACAACAACAGAGAGCUGCAGAGGAACAUCGCCACGACAAGGAUGCAGAAGUCCAUCCUACGGCAGGAACUGAAGAAACACCAGGAAAACCUGGCCAGGAUGCAGGUUGAGCUUGAUAGUUACAAGACCACGCUGAAUCAACACAGGGGUGAUAUGAAGUCUGUUACAUCCCAAAUCGCCAGGAUGAAGAUGGACAAGAACAUCAACAACGAAAAGUUACUAGAGAGUGAGGGCUACAAUGCUGCGCUGCAGGAGAAGCUGAGGCUUAUGACAGAGAGCGCUCUGAGUGAGGAGGAGAGAGCCGCUCACAUGGAGCAGAUCCUGCUGGAGGCAGAACAGGACAUGAAGAUGCUGGAAGCUCAGCAGCAAGACCUCAUGGAGGAGCUGUUCCGCCAGAAACAAAAUUUCCAAAGUGCCAAAACGAAGGAGAAGAAUCUAUUAGCCCUGACGUCCAAGAAUAAGUUCACCAUAACUAACUUGCUGAGCCAGCUCACUAAGAUGGAGAACACACUCAUCAGACAGCAGAUGAUCAGCAACAAUCAGGAGGCAAAGAUACUGAUGCUUCAGAGGAAAGUAGCUCAGCUGUCAGGCGCCAUUCACACCGAUGAAAGCGAGAUACUGGAGGUGAAGGUUAAUGAGCUGACCACCAAUCUGGAAGACAAGAAGGAGACGGCCAAAAUACUCAAGAUUGCACUCAGUGAAUGUGAGAUCGACAUCCGCUGUGCGAAGAAAGAGAUGGAGAAGUUAGAGACUCAGAAGAAAGACCUGACUGAGCAGGUUGACUGCCUGUUGGUGCUUUGUGUCAACAAAGAAAAGGAGUUGAAGAAGCUCAAACUGAAGAAGCAGGAUGGCUUAGUGAACAACAACCUUUUGAAGGCAGAGGUGAAGCGCAUCAGAGAUAUCAUCUAUAAAGAUGCGGACAGCAUGAUGUCAUGGGAGAUGAGAAAGUUAGAGCUGGAGAAAGCCAUGAAAGAGCGGGAGGAAGAGAUUCACGUUUACUCCGAAAUGCUCAGACAUCAGCUCAAGAUUACCGAGCAGGACAGGCUGAAACUGAGCAUGGAAUUAAAUGAAGAAUUAUCCAAAGUCGAAACGGUGAAGAACCGCUUUGAGAUCAUGGAAAGUUCACUGGCGGGCUCUGAGGGCGAGAAGUCCCAGAUUUACUACAUCACUAAGGCCUCGCUGGACAAGGAGGAACUCAGACGGAAGUCAGAAGAAAUGAGGGCGCACAUGCACAGGAUGGAGCUUGAAACCGAGGCUCUGAAGAACACCAUCCAGUUGUUCUCUGGUCGAUGCUCUGAUUACAGCAGCAGCCUCAGGAAAAUUAAGAAAUUCAGUGAAGAGUACCAGGAAAAGGAGCAGCUGGAGGAAGAGCUGAAGUCCGCCGAGAAAAUGCUGAAGUCUAAGAAGAAGCAAAUUCAAGAGCUCCACCAGAAAAUUCAGGACAUGAACAACACCUGGGAGAGCCUCGUGCUAGAAGAGAAGGUGGAGAAGGAAAAGAUACAUCACAUGCAUGGUCUUAUUGGUAAUCUGAACAAAGAAGCAGCUUCUGUGCAGGAGAGACUUGGCAGAGUCAAGAAUCAGUUCAUCAAACUGACCAGAGAGAUUCGCUCAGCACAAAGAACCAGCAGUGAAACUCUUGAGGAGCAAGACAUCAAACUGAAAGAGUUAAAGCAGUUCGACAAAUCUAUCAACAAUAUGUUGAAUAAGGCCAUGCAGGAGGAUCCUGGCCUCAGACCUAUUCUGGAGGAAAGCUUUCAGAAGGCCAAUCUGCAGCUUCCACCUCCAGCCACCAAACUCAGCACCCAGGGUAGCCUCAAGAUGAGCGGUGCUAAAAGCUCCCUGACUUUCAGGUCUUCUGAGUCGUCAUCUAGCCGCAGCCAUUCAAAAUCUUUGUCUAUCUCUCCCUGGGUAAAAACGGUGAACCUGAACCUGGAUCUGAGUGGUGUCUAUCCUUCUCUCACUUCUCCUACAAGUCCCAGCUCUUCAAGCAGCAGUGACAGCUACUCCAGCAAAAAGACGAAGAAGCCGUAGCUGAUUUUGUAAAAUCAAAAAUGUUGAUUUUACAUUGAUUUUUCAUUCCUUACGGAUGUGAAGUUUUGUGCAUUGUUCAUAAAUAUGUAAUGUGUUUUGCCCAGUUUAGGUUGCUGUGGUUUUCUGAGUUGUGAUUAUCUAUUGAACACGAAGAUGCACCAAUAAAAGUAAAAAGAUGAA
Messenger RNA from Poecilia reticulata (guppy), 3160 nucleotides. RefSeq names its product coiled-coil domain 39 molecular ruler complex subunit (gene ccdc39). Gene Ontology annotation, biological process: cilium-dependent cell motility; inner dynein arm assembly; epithelial cilium movement involved in determination of left/right asymmetry. NCBI's taxonomy places the organism in Eukaryota, Metazoa, Chordata, Actinopteri, Cyprinodontiformes, Poeciliidae. Gene Ontology annotation, cellular component: axoneme. The record is from RefSeq and is a predicted model, not a curated record.